AUGUGCAAUUCUCAGAUUGACAUGAGUGCCCCACGUGCUUUACUCCAGAAGCUCCGGCCAGCCGAGACGGCCUUAUUCUUAUGUGAUCUACAGGAGAAGUUUAGGUAUGUUAUUGUACGUUUUCAACGAGUACUUGCUCAGUUACAGAAAGAUAGUACUUUUCAAAAGGUCGCAGAUAAAUGAGUAUGAUAAUAUACAAUAGGUGUAUUACACCCUUAGUAUUGAUCUAACGAUCUCUAAAAUGAACAAGCUCUAAAAUUACAGGCCAAGUAUCCAAUACUUCCCUCAGAUCGUCCAAGUGGCCAGAAGACUGACCGAAGGUGCUCACAUCUUAGACAUGCAAAUUUUGGCCACAGAACAAUACCCGAAAGGCCUUGGAAAGACUGUGGCUGAACUUGAUGUAGAGAAGUUUGGAAUCAAACCAGUCGACAAGACCAAGUUCAGUAUGUGCGUUCCUCCACUGACAGAACAACUUCAGUCUGGUGUGAAGUCGAUCGUGAUCUGUGGCAUUGAAGCUCAUGUGUGUGUCUACCAAAGUGUGCUCGACUUCUUGGCCAAGGACUACCAGGUCCAUGUUGUUGUGGAUGCUACGAGUUCCAGGGCUUUGCCUGAUCGUUUUUACGCUUUCAAGUAAGUAACUAUUUCUAGCACUAUAUUGUACAUAGAUUAUACACGAAUCGGUAUAUUAUGGAAGCAUAAGGGGCUUUUUUACUUCAAUCAAGAUCACUGAGUUAUUGGAGCUAGUAAUGUCCAUACAUAACGAUUACUAUAUAAAUGUCAUUUUAAGACAAAUGGAGAGAGCCGGUGCCAUUUUGACGACCAGUGAAUGUGUUCUGCUGAGCUUGGUAGGAGGAUCUGAUCACCCGAAAUUCAAGCAAGUCCAAGGAUUGAUCAAGGAAAGUGCACCAGACACUGGUCUCCUACAGUUCAAACUGUAA
Bursaphelenchus okinawaensis is the source of this 938-nucleotide messenger RNA. NCBI's taxonomy places the organism in Eukaryota, Metazoa, Nematoda, Chromadorea, Rhabditida, Aphelenchoididae. The record is from the annotation of a GenBank genome assembly.